CCAUGGUGGGACUGCUGGCGCCUUUCACCUGCGACUCGCUGGCCACGUCCCGCCAGCGGGCAGGGGCCUGCCUCGGCCACCUCCUCCGCAUACAAGGCAAGACGCUGGAGACGGGGGCCGAGGAGGACGAGGUGCAGCCUUUGUGCCAGCGCCUGAGCGCCCCAGACGCCGAGGCUCUGCUCCAGGCUUCCUCCAGACUCAGAAAGAUCGUCUGCAAACACAUCCCGCCAGCGCAGGCCACGGACUUCCUCUCUGCCGCCCUGGACGGGAUGCUGUUGGCCAGGUCCGCGUGUGCUCAGGCAGCGGGCGAGUGGCUGCUCACCUUCCUGGAGACGUGCGGGGGACAGCUAUUCACGGAGGUGCCAGAAAUCCUGAGCAUCAUUUACAUCCGGAUGCCGACCAUGCAGCAGGACACCCUCCGACAUUUCCUCUUGGAGGCGGUGUCCGUG
Messenger RNA from Dromaius novaehollandiae (emu), 449 nucleotides. Its product is annotated as maestro heat-like repeat-containing protein family member 2B. Gene Ontology annotation, cellular component: cytoplasm. The transcript has 4 exons. The annotation marks the transcript as partial. The record is from RefSeq and is a predicted model, not a curated record. NCBI's taxonomy places the organism in Eukaryota, Metazoa, Chordata, Aves, Casuariiformes, Dromaiidae.